This is a messenger RNA of Ostreobium quekettii, 3141 nucleotides long. The record is from the annotation of a GenBank genome assembly. NCBI's taxonomy places the organism in Eukaryota, Viridiplantae, Chlorophyta, Ulvophyceae, Bryopsidales, Ostreobiaceae.
AUGUCUAGCAGCAUUGCAGUGUCACAGGCUGUCAAUGCGCUUGUUGCUGUGAUUGAUGUCUGCCUGAGCAACGGGCAGGUGAUGGGCAUGAAGCCACCUGAGGAAAGUGCCACAGACAUGACCCCCAACACAAUUUUGGCAAGGCUGCAAGCUGCCAAAUUGUCGAUUGUUGAAGGAUGUUCUGAUGGUGGCACCGUGUCAGCAACUGUGGCCAAAUCAGAGGAACACCAAGAACCAGGAUCAUGGCGCUGGGUUGUGUCAAGUGGUGAGAAAGUUUCCGACCUUUUGAAGAGCUGCCUGCCUCCCCUUGUUCAUCACCCAGGCCCCUCUGUUAGAUGUGCACUUGCAGAAGGUGCUGUGCGGCUGCUGAGUGACUGCUCCAUGGCACUGGGCCCAGCAGUGGAAAUGCUUCUCGGCAUUUUGCUUACAUUGGCGCAAGAUGACUGGGAAAAGGUGAAGGCUCCCUGCCACAGGUACCUCUUAAGGAUACAGCACCAAGACCCAUCAGUGAUGGAUGGCAACAAAAAUAUCAUUGUGAAUCUGCGGUCAAUAGUUCUCCGCUUGUCAGCUGAGCUGGCUGAUUGUGUGAGGUCGAGUGAAGCUAAGGGUGCGAUGGCAGGACGAGGUUUGCUAUCAGCUAUGAUUGUGUCAGGUCCUGUCCACCUCAACGACUGGGUCUUCAGCAAUCCUGUGCAGCUUUCUGUCCUGUGCACAUCCCUGUGCAAGAGCUUCUCCUUUGAUUCUGCACAGGUGCCUUCUCUGCUGCAAAGCUCCGCACAAGGAGGCCUUUACAUCACCCAAAUGGAGGCCAGCACUUCAGCAUCGGUGGAACCCAAGGCAGCCACUUCGUCUGGUGCUGUUGAUCGUCUCACCACAGAAGAGCAUGAAUCGAAACCAGGAGAUGGUAGCAGGAUAUCUUUCACUGGCUCUGACGAAGCCUGUGCAGAAUCUGGUGUGGCUCAUGCUGAAGACAGCCAUCUAAAUGCUCCUAGCGUGGCAUCAGCACUUCCACGAAUGCCCGUGGCGCUUGCAUACAUCACGACAGAGCGAUGCUACAAUGCAGUGGCUGGAGUUGCUCGUGGCAUGGGAGGCAUCGCACUGUAUGGCAGCAGGCAGAAUAGUGGCACAGGGUGCACUUUGCUUGGAGUAGUGGACAGUCUCCUGGAGGUAUUUUUGAGCUGUGCAAAUCGCUCCAGCUCUGGCGUUUCAGACCACUGGCAGCUGCAUGCUGCAUCGGCAGUUACGGUUUUGUCACAGGUGAUGCAUGGGACAUCAGCUGCCUUCCGUCCAAGCCUUGGAUGCUUGUCUAGUUCGGAGACCGGAGAUUAUGAGCGAGAGGCAUGGCAGGACAGCAGUAUGGAGGACAUUGUUUUGACCAUUUUGAACACAUACAUGGAGGGACCUGUGUGGGGCCUGCAAACUAACAGGGACGACAUGGAUCAGGAGAAGCAGACCAUCCAGGAUCUUGGGGAGAAUGCCAUACUUGUCCGAGCUGUGCUGGAGUGUGUGGGCGUGUGUGCUUCUGUCCUGGGCCCCAGGUUUGCAAGGAAUGGCCGCCUGCUCCGCUCAGUGCUCAUGCCUGUCCUUGAGCGACUUGGCGACCCGACACCCUUUGUAUCAUCAGCAGCAGAGGUGGCAGUGGGCUCGAUAUGCAUCCACUGCGGCUACCCAGCCCUGAGUGACCUGAUUUCUGCAAAUGGCGACUACAUCGUGGACGGCCUAUGUACUCAGCUUCGAUCCAUCGACAGGCAUCCUCGUGCACCUUUUCUGUUUGCUGCUCUCUUCAAGCAGGCUGGGGUGGCUCCUGAGCUGUUGCCGCUGAUGGCAGAACCAGCCAGGCUGGCUUUCAAGGGGCUGUCAAUAAUGUCACGACAUGUUACACCAUGGUACACGCCAGCAUUUCUGCAGGCUGCAUCAGAGAUAGUUAAUGCUGCGACAGCAGAGGGUGAACAAAUCUUGCAGUCUGCUCAGCUGCUGGUACAUGAGCUGCAGGCAAGAACCCAGGCCUCUGAAAGUGGAGCAGAAUCGGAAGACCUGUCCACAUCCGAUGCAGAUGUGGAAGAGUAUUUCCGAAGGUGCAGGGAGCAUUAUGAGGGUGAGGGUGACCAGGAGGAGGCUGGAGUGAGCGCUCCCAAUGAAAGCAUUCUCCUGACAGAGGAAGAAGAGGUCGCGUUGGAGAACCUCUCAGUGAGGCUGCACGCUGCGGCAGUGCUAGCAUCUUCAGCAGUCGAUCUGGCAGCACCACUGAUGUUGUCAAAGGAGCUCAGGGUGUCUCUGCUGGCGAUGGCCGUCUGCGCGUCCGCGCUGGGCGCCCUCACGAGAACGUCCUCCGCCCACGCCAUCGACGAGCGCCUCCGCGAGGACCACCUCAGCAAGGCCAAGGCCGCCACCAGCCCCGUCAGGCCCGCCGUCCCCAUGCUCCUGCCCGCCAUCCACAGGGCCUGGCCCUCGCUGCUGCACUGCCUGAAGGACACCCGCGGGCCCGCGGCGGAGCGCGCCCUCGACUUGCUGGCUCAUGUCAUCGAGGCCGGUGGCGGCAGCUUCAUGGAUCGGCGCCUGACGGACGACGCCUGGCCUAUCCUCCAGCGAUUGCUUGAGCGGGGAUGCCACGGGGAAAGCAAACGAGGCGCUUCAGAUUGCGACCCUCCCCCAAAUGCAUCCUUGCGGAUACGCAAGGCGGCCCUGGACUGCGUCAGCAGGGUGGCGUCCUGCGAAGGGGGCCGGACGUCUUUGAGGUGGGUCGUGGCGGAAGUCGUCGACGAGCUGGUGGGCUUCUGGGCGCCCGGCCAGCCGCUGGCGCUGCGGGAGGCGUCCUCGCGGGCGGUGGCGUCCCUGGCGGCCGUCGACGCGGACGUCGUCUGGCUGGCGCUCACGGACCUGUCCGAGAACGACCCGGAAAACGCCGCCGGACAAAAUGCACCCCCUCCCGGUGGUGCCUUCCCGGAGAUGCGGGCUCUGCUGCCCAAGGCGCCCGCGGGCCCUUCCGCGGGGGGCGGGCCAACGCGACUGAGCCGCCAGCCCAGGGUGACGGCUGGGCUGGCGGCGCAGUGCGGGGGGAGGGCGCGGGCGGUGCUGGAGGGCGUGGUGGGCGCGCCGGUGGCGUGGCACCGGAAGGCGAGGGACGCUAUCUUCGGAGUGUGA